Symsagittifera roscoffensis is the source of this 1024-nucleotide messenger RNA. Its product is annotated as dnaJ homolog subfamily C member 18-like. Gene Ontology annotation, molecular function: Hsp70 protein binding. Lineage: Eukaryota; Metazoa; Xenacoelomorpha; Acoela; Convolutidae. Bases 77 to 1024 code for a protein of 315 amino acids. The transcript has a single exon. Gene Ontology annotation, cellular component: endoplasmic reticulum membrane. The record is from RefSeq and is a predicted model, not a curated record. Gene Ontology annotation, biological process: cellular response to misfolded protein.
AAUAUGAAAGAGCUCGCCUGAUAGCUUGAUGGUUUCUAUAUAAAUGGGUUUACGUAAUUUCUGACUGAAAUUGAAAAUGUCUGCCGAGGCGCUCAAUUUUUACCAACUUCUUGAAUUGCAACGGGAUUGUUCAGUUGAUGACAUCAGACGAAGUUAUAGAAGACUGGCUUUAAAAUUACAUCCCGAUAAAAACCCAGACGGAGAGCGGAAAACAUGCGAGUCAAAUUUCCAAAAAAUCAAUGAAGCUUUUAUGACUUUGAAUGACCCUGAAAAACGCAGUGAAUAUGAUUUGUAUUUAGACAAUGAAUCAAAUUACAACUUAGUUAGAGACAAUGUUGGAUCCGAAACCACCUUUAGAAAUUUUAGCUGCCCUGAAGGUUUCGAGAGACAGUUUUUCACAAGAGAUUUUCCGGAGAUGUAUUUUUGUAACUUUAAUUCUGAAACGAACAGUGGAAACAAGAGGUCUGGAAACAGUUCCAGAUAUAAGUAUUCACAUACGGGCUGGCAAAACUGGGAUGCGAACCAAAAUCGAAAAAGGAAGAAGUUUCGAGGUUUUGACUAUGGAGCUAUUCCUAAACGGGACGAAGCAUUUUGGCGGCAGCAUAUGAAACGGAAUAAAGUCGCGUCUCACCACGACGACCCAAUGUCUUAUGUUGCAUACAUUACACCACUUAUUGUUAUAGUUUUGCUACUGAUUGUGAAUGCUCUUAUUGAGUCGAAAUCUCUAUUUUCAUUCAAUUCGGAUUACUAUUACACCGAAUUGCGACAUACGAAGGGAAAAAAUGUGGCCUACUAUGUUCACGAACAUUUUGCGGAUAAGUUCGAAGGAAGCGUGAAAGAGUUCGAGAAUCACGUGGAGUUCACUUUCAAAAACUACUUGCAUAGUUUAUGCGAAGAGGAAUCAGAGUAUAAAAUGAAAAACAUAAACAAAGCAAAAUACUUUAAAAAUGAGGAGCUGUUGUAUGAAAUGGAACAGUUGAAAUUACCCCAUUGUAAAUUAUUUGACCAAUUUGUAGCUACAUAA